Messenger RNA from Castor canadensis (American beaver), 2633 nucleotides. Lineage: Eukaryota; Metazoa; Chordata; Mammalia; Rodentia; Castoridae. The record is from RefSeq and is a predicted model, not a curated record.
GCUUAUGGGACCAGGAAGGAGCUUACGAAGUUGCCAGCGCCUCUCUUCUGAGUGGGGACCUGGGGACCACAGGAAGGAGCAUCAACUCGAAGGAUCAUCCAGAAGUAUUGAGUGUUCGAAUUCAACUGGAAAGCAGAGAACUGAUCAUAAAUCUGGAAAGAAAUGAAGGUCUCAUUGCCAGCAGCUUCACAGAAACCCAUUACCUGCAGGACGGCACCGAUGUCUCCCUCGCCCGCAAUUACACGGUGAUGCUGGGCCAUUGUUACUACCACGGACAUGUGGAAGGAUAUGCUGGUUCCAUGGUCAGCCUCAGCACUUGUUCUGGUCUCAGGGGACUUAUUAUGUUUGAAAAUAAGACCUACAUCUUAGAACCCAUGAAAAAUGCCACCAACAGAUACAAACUCUUCCCAGCAAAGAACCUGCAGAGUGUCUGGGGGUCAUGUGGUUCACACCACAAUGUGCCACACGUCCCUGUGGACUACGUGUCUCCUGCACCCUCUCAGAUGCGGGACAGAAGGCAUAAAAGAGAAACCCUCAAGAUGACCAAGUACGUCGAGCUGGUUAUUGUUGCUGAUAACCGAGAGUUUCAGAGGCAAGGAAAAGAUCUGGAAAAAGUUAAACAGAGAUUAAUAGAGGUCGCUAAUCACGUUGACAAGUUUUACAGACCACUGAACAUUCGGAUAGUGUUGGUGGGUGUGGAAGUGUGGAAUGACAUUGACAAAUGCUCUAUAAGCCAAGACCCAUUCACCAGCCUGCAUGAAUUUCUAGACUGGAGGAAGAUGAAGCUUCUACCUCGCAAAUCCCAUGACAACGCACAGCUUAUCAGUGGGGUGUAUUUCCAAGGGACCACCAUUGGCAUGGCGCCAAUCAUGAGUAUGUGCACCGCAGAGCAGUCUGGAGGCGUUGUCAUGGACCAUUCAGACAGUCCCCUUGGUGCGGCUGUGACCCUGGCACAUGAACUGGGCCACAACUUUGGUAUGAACCAUGACACACUGGAGAGGGGCUGUAGCUGCAAGAUGGCUGCCGAUAAAGGAGGCUGCAUAAUGAACCCUUCCACUGGGUUCCCGUUCCCCAUGGUGUUCAGCAGCUGCAGCCGGAAGGACCUGGAGACCAGCCUGGAGAAGGGGAUGGGGAUGUGCCUCUUCAACCUCCCAGAGGUCAAGCAGUCUUUCGGGGGCCAAAAGUGUGGGAACGGAUAUGUGGAAGAGGGAGAAGAAUGUGACUGCGGGGAGCCCGAGGAAUGUACAAAUCGUUGCUGCAAUGCCACCACCUGUACCCUGAAGCCAGAUGCUGUGUGUGCACAUGGGCUGUGCUGUGAAGACUGUCAGCUGAAGCCUGCAGGAACUGCGUGCAGGAGCUCCAGCAACUCCUGUGACCUCCCAGAGUUCUGCACAGGAGCCAGUCCCCAGUGCCCAGCCAACGUGUACUUGCACGACGGCCACCGGUGCCAGGGAGUGGAUGGCUACUGCUACAACGGCAUCUGCCAGACCCACGAACAGCAGUGUGUCACACUCUGGGGACCAGGUGCUAAGCCUGCCCCCGGGAUCUGCUUCGAACGAGUCAACUCUGCAGGCGACCCUUACGGCAACUGUGGCAAAGACUCCAAGAAUUCCUUUGCCAAAUGCGAGAUGAGAGAUGCUAAGUGCGGAAAAAUCCAGUGUCAAGGAGGUGCCAGCCGACCAGUCAUCGGUACAAAUGCCGUUUCCAUAGAAACAAAUAUCCCACUGCAGGAAGGAGGUCGGAUCUUGUGUCGAGGGACCCAUGUGUACUUGGGCGAUGACAUGCCGGACCCAGGGCUUGUGCUUGCAGGGACAAAGUGUGCGGAUGGAAAAAUCUGCCUCAAUCGUCGAUGUCAGAAUAUCAGUGUCUUCGGAGUUCACCAGUGUGCCACACAGUGCCACGGCCGAGGAGUGUGCAACAACAGGAAGAACUGCCACUGUGAAGCCCACUGGGCACCUCCCUUCUGUGACAAGUUUGGCUUUGGAGGAAGUACAGACAGUGGACCCAUCCGGCAAGCAGAUAACCAAGGCUUGACUAUAGGAAUUCUGGUGAGCACCCUGUGUCUCCUCGCUGCUGGAUUUGUGAUUUAUCUCAAAAGGAAGACCUUGAUACGACUGCUGUCUACACACAAAAAAACCACCAUGGAGAAGCUCAGAUGUGUGCGUCCUUCUCGGCCAUCCAGUGGCUCCCGGCCUGGGCAGGCUCUCCCCACCCACCUCAGAAAAGGCCUGAUGAGCAGGCCACCACAUUCCAGCGCAUGCAAGGACAGGAGGUCACCGCACUGUCAGAGUGUUGACAUCAGCAGACCCCUCCAUUCCCGUGCUGUCCCUCAGCCCCAGUCACCUCAGCGAGUGCUCCUGCCCCUCCACCAGGCCCCACGUGCACCCAGCGGCCCUGCCAGACCCCUGCCCGCCAACCCUGGACUCAGACAGGCCCAGGGAAUCCGUAAGCCAAGCCCCCCGCAGAAGCCUCUGCCUGCUGAUCCUUUGUGCAGGACUCUGCGGUUCACCAGCACCCCAGUGGCAAGGACCCUGGGACAGCAAGAACCUGCAUCACGUCUGGCUCCCACCAGACCUGCUCCUAAGUAUCUACCCCAAGUGCCCAGAUCUACCCACGCCGCCUUCAUGAAGUGA